Rhinolophus ferrumequinum (greater horseshoe bat) is the source of this 2188-nucleotide messenger RNA. RefSeq names its product zinc finger CCHC-type containing 18 (gene ZCCHC18). The record is from RefSeq and is a predicted model, not a curated record. Gene Ontology annotation, cellular component: nucleus. Lineage: Eukaryota; Metazoa; Chordata; Mammalia; Chiroptera; Rhinolophidae.
GCGGCGGCUCCUGAGAGGGCCCAACGGGUAGGCGGGGGCGACCACGGCUGCUGUGGGAACUGAGCAGCCUCGACUCGGCUCCCCCUAUCAGGGCGGCCGUGAGGAACAGCCCGGUCUCGCAGCUCUGGGUCGCUAGGGGCCGAGGAGGCGUCAUCCUUCCCCCCCCACGCAGGACCGCGGAGACUGGAAGGCGGCAUCCAUCGCUGUCCACGCGGGACCAUCUGCAGCCCACCGGCCGAGUACAGGACUGGGAUAUUCAACCCCCGGUGGACAAAGGUCGACUUACCCGAAAGCAAGCUUUCUCACGGAGGGUACCUGUUGCAGAGGCUGGAAGUGAAUUUAAGGCGCACACUUGUUUUCGAACUCAUGUAAGACUCUGAGAAAUAACAGGACAAACUUUGAGGAGGGGUAUGGUUGAAACCUGAGACGUUCUUAUUGAGAUACAAGGAAGGCAGAGCCCAGGAACGCUGCUUUGGGGAUUCCUCCUUCAGAUUAGGCUUUUCUUAAAAGCCUGAGCAUCUUGUUAUAUAUAGACGAUCAUUCUAUCAUGGCUAGCAUCAUUGCUCGUGUGGGUAGUAGCCAGCGGCAGAACGCACCCUUGCCGCCUUGGGCCCAUUCCAUGUUGAGGUCCCUGGGGAGGAGUCUUGGUCCUUUAAGAGUCAACAUGGCAGAAAGAAACAUGAAGUUGUUUUCAGGGAGGGUGGUGCCAGCCCAAGGGGAAGAAACCUUUGAGAACUGGUUGAUCCAAGUCAAUGGGGUCCUGCCAGAUUGGAGUAUGUCGGAAGAGGAAAAGCUCAAGCGCCUGAUGAAAACCCUUAGGGGCCCAGCUGGGGAGGUCAUGCGUUUGCUCCAGGGCCUAAGUGUGGCAGAUUUCUUGCGUGCAAUGAAACUGGUGUUUGGGGAGACUGAAAGCAGCGUCACUGCCCAUGGUAAAUUUUUCAACACUCUGCAGGCACAAGGGGAGAAAGCCAACCUUUAUGUGAUCCGUUUAGAGGUGCAGCUCCAGAACGCUAUUCAGGCAGGGAUCAUAGCUGAGAAAGAUGCAAACCAGACUCACCUGCAUCAGCUCCUUUUAGGACCUGAGCUGAAUGGGGACCUGUGCUACAGGCUGAAGCAUCUUCUCAGGAUGUACACAAAUGAGCAGGAACGUCUUCCCAAUUUCCUGGAGUUAAUCAAGAUGAUAAGGGAGGAUGAGGAUUGGGAUGACACUUUUAUGAAACGGAAGCGGGCAAAGAGAUCUGAGCUAAUCAUGGAGAGGGCAGCAAGCCCUGUGGCAUUUCAGGGCCCCCAACCAAAGGUGAUCUGCAGUGCUGACUGCAACGUGAUAGAGCUAGAAGAUAUCCUCAGUGACUCAGAUGAGGAUGUGAUCCUAGUGGCAUCUCAGGACCCUCCACCUCCAUCCAUGGGUGCCCCUCCCCUCAGAGGCAGGGUCAGACCUCAGGAUCAAGCACUGGUCAUUGAUUCCCCCAAUAGUUCCUGGGCUCAAUCGCCUUCCACCAGUGGGGUUUCUGGGGAUAUGCAUAGAUCCAGGAAGCGAAAAUACACAAUCUGCUGUUCCUGCUGUGGCAAGGAGGGCCACUCAAAGGAAACCUGUGACAAUUAGAGCAACAAGGCCCAGGUAUUUGAGAAUCUGCUCAUCACCCUGCAGGAGCUGACACAUCCAGAGGAGGAGAGGUCAAAAGAGGUCCCUGGCGAACACAAUGACCCCUCUGAGCCACAGUAAGGUGUUAUACCCAGCCCUAAGUGAACCCUUAACUAUAUUCAGACUGGUGUUGAGAAAAAUGGGGGUGGGGAGUGUGCAUAGGCAUCUAUCUAUAUGAAUUAAUAUACAAAGUGGCUUUCUUGGGGGAAGAAGAGGUCUUGGAUACCAGCAAACUGGAGGGCACCGCCUGACCUCUGUCCCUGCUCCCUCCUCCAUCUGUUUAUUCUCUGUUUAUUUCCUUGAUGACUUUAUUCUAUAAAGGAGUAUAAUUCUCUGUCAAACCUUCAAAAAAUGGAGGAAAAUACAAAAACUUUAAUGUACAAGUUACCUGAAACUCUCCACUCUUAUAUAACCACUGUCAGCCCUUUGAUGAAUGUUUCUCUAGAUAUUCCCUGUACCUGCGUACCCAGAUAGAUAUAUGUACAGAUAAAAGUGAUCACAUAUCAGUGCUGUUCUAUACUGUGUAUUUUUCACCAAACAAUAUAU